Drosophila mojavensis is the source of this 8526-nucleotide messenger RNA. RefSeq names its product protein piccolo (gene Hers). NCBI's taxonomy places the organism in Eukaryota, Metazoa, Arthropoda, Insecta, Diptera, Drosophilidae. Gene Ontology annotation, molecular function: chromatin binding. The transcript is spliced from 8 exons. The record is from RefSeq and is a predicted model, not a curated record. The coding region runs from base 90 to 7904 and encodes 2604 amino acids.
CGGCUGCUGAUAAGGCCAGCAGCUCGACGACGCUGAAACUGUCCGCAGAGGAGCGGCAGGAGGAUGGGAAGGCGCGAGCCAUAAACAAGAUGCUGAAGAGUCUGGACAUCAAGAUCCAUGGCUUUGACAAUCUGUUGCCCAGCGGCGAGGAGCGCAUAGGCGAGGGCCUCAAGUCUUCCAUAUCGGAGAACGUGAAGACGAAAUCGCGGGCGGCGGCGGUCAAGGUGAUAGCCAGCCUGAAUCCGGGCAAGCCGUUCAAUGUGAAGCGCCAGCGGGUGGACAACGAGUCGAGUCGAGCGGAGAGGGAGCGCGAAAGGGAGAAGGAGAGGGAGCGCGAAAGGGAAAAGGAGCGAGAAAAGGAAAGAGAGAAGGAAAAGGAAAAGGAAAAGUCCAAGGAACCGGAGGCAGUAUUAGGUGAGCCAAAGGAUGCUCAUUGCGAUAGCAAAGAAUCUCCCGGCGCCAAGGGCGCCAAACAGUUGUCCAAGAAGGCCAAGCUGGAGCCGCCGACCAGCGGCAGCAAGGGAUCAAAGGCGGCGCCCAAGAAACAGCAACAGACGCCAACGUCGCAGGCGGCCGAGACGCCGGCAGCGAAAAAGGAGAAGCUGCGCGCUGCAGCAGCUGUGGCCAGGGGUGGCAAAAAGUUGCAAGCAGCUGCAGCAACAACAACUGCUGCAACAACAACAACAACUCCAGGUGAAACCGAGUCCAGUAAAGCAAAGACACGCACCCAGCUGGACUCCAAUACGGAGCUGGUGCAGAUGGAGCUGGAGGAGAUCAAUACCACCCAGACGCCUCUAACGGCAGCCACGCCCACGCCAGCCCAUACGCCCACGCCGGCAGCUACACCCACACCCACACCCGCAGCCACACCCACGCCCACGCCCACGCCGACGCCGACGCCAACGCCCACACCCACGCGCACACCCACACCCGCAUCCGCAUCCGUACCCGCAUCCACGCCCAUUGAGUCAACGCCCACGGGCAGCAGCAUCGUCGCCGGCAGCGCAGCAGCGGCCACAGCGGCGCCGGCCAAGCAGCGGCCCAAAAUCAAGUACAGUAAAACAUCGGCGAGCAAGGCGCGACUGCAGCAGGCCUGCAGCAAAACGGCGCUCGCUAGCCUGAACGCGGCGAAGGAUAUUUAUGACUUCAAGUCGGGAUCGGAGGACGAGGAGCCGAUCAAAAUGGUGCUGCCAACGCUGAAGGAGCUGCGCGACUUCUCCGACGAGGACAACAAGCCGCUGAAGCAGCUCGAGCAACGGCUGCUGGCCAGGGAGGCCAAGGAGGCCAGGGAGGCCAAGGAGGUGAAGGAGUUGAAGGAGACGGCGGAGCAGACGACGGCAACUGUUGCCGCAGCGGCAGCAACUGUUGCAGCUGUGGAGGCGCCGCCUGAGCCGCUGCCCAGCGCUGCCAAGGGCGGCAAUAAGAAGCAGAUUAAACGUAAGCCAAAUACGCCCACGCCAGCGCCGGCAGCAGCAGCAGCAGCAGCAGCAACAACAACUGCUGCAACGACGACAGCAGCCGCUACAACAGCAACAGCUGCUGCUGGUAAAAAGAAGCCAGCGGGCGGAAAAGCGAAGCAGCCAACGCCGCCGGCAGCGGCCAGCGAGAGCUCCCGCUCGGAGAGCAGCGACUCGGAGGACGAGAAGAAGCUAAGCAGCUACGGGGCGAAGCGGCAUCGCAUGGCCUCGCUGAAUGCGCUGGCCAAGGUGCAGUGCCUCUACGAGAACGAGUCGCGCACGGCCCACGAGCUGGGCCUGUCGAAGGCGACGCAGCAGCCGCCGCGCAUACGGACGCUGGACGGCAGCGAUGAUGACAACAAUCGAGGCGAUUUGCCGCCGGACAAGGAUAAGGAUAAGGACAAGGACAAGGACAAGGACAAGGACAGAGAUCGCGAUCGAGACAAGGAUAAGGAUAAGGAUAAGGGCAAGGAUCGGGAUAAGGGCGAUGCGGAGAAGGCCAAUGUGGCUGUGGUGGAGCCACGGCGAGAGCUGCGCCAUGUGACGGGUGGCCGUGGCGUGGGCAAGCACUGGGAGCUCGAUAGCGACAGCGAGGCGGAGGAGCUGCAGCUGCAGCGUUUCCAGCAGCAGAAGAAGAAGAAGCUGCAGAAGAAAGCGCCCGCCAAGAAGCCCAACGACACAGAGUCGAAGAAGAAGGCGAACAAAAGGGUUCAGCUGGAGGACAGCGACGAUGCAGACGAGGACAAGGACAAGGACAAGGAGAAAGACAAGGAGAGGGAUGACGACAAGAGUAAGUCCAAGGACAAAGACAAAGACAAGGACAAGGAGAAAUCGAAGCCGCCGCCCAAGCAGCUGCCCAAGAAGCGGAAAAGCGCCUUCCACGAGGAGCUGAUUGGCGACUACAAGGGUAUAUUGGCGCGCAAGCGCAUGGCCAGCCUGAAUGCCAGCGCGAUUGUGGCGGCCACGUACGAGGUGGAGCGGCACUUGGAUAAGAAUUUGGCCAGCGAUUGCAGCAGCUUCGAGAGCUACGACGAGCUGGAGAUUAGCAAGCCGACGGUGACAAAGACAUCCGCAUCAGCAUCCGCAUCGGCAUCCGCGUCAGCAUCGUCGUCCAGCAAAUCGAAUGCGUCGAAGGCAGCGCAAGCACAGCAGGCCGAGGUGCUGCACAUCAAGAAGGAGCCAAAGGAGCCGAAGGAAACGCGCGAAUCGAAGGAGGCCAAAGAGCUGAAGGAGCUGAAGGAUGCGGCGCUGAGCAACAAGCCGCAGAGCAACAUGAUCGAGGAGAGCAACGAUUCCAAGUACUCCAAGGAGACGAAGGAAACGAAUACGGAUACCACCAUCACAACGACUGGGUAUCGCGGCGACUCGAGCAGCGCCAAGGAUGCCAAGGACUGCAGCCGUCCGACCUCAUCCAGUGUGGUCAUCGUCCAGGACACGGACGUCACCAUCACCGGCGUCUAUGUGAAUGCCAGCAACGGCGCCGCCCAGGAGGCCUACUGCAAAAUGCAAUAUCGUGUUCAGUCCAGCGUCACCGAGGAGCGUCUGCUGCGACCCGGCUCCGUGGAGCCACCCAAAUCCUAUACGCCGCUCAGCGCACUCUCCAGCAUGCUGCCGCCGGGCGCCAGUUCCGGACUCAGCGAGGCUCACAGCUCGCCGCCGUUGCCAGUGCAGGCGCCGGCACCGCAUGUCCUGCUGCCCGGCGAGCCGCUCAGUGCGGGCAUGUACCAUGCCCCGGAUCUGGGCCUGCAUACGGAGCACAUGCCGCCGGAUCAUCAUGGACCGCCGCCGCCGUCGUAUGCAGCCGCUGCGGCUGCUGCGGCCGCUGCCGCUGCCGCCUACCACGCCCACCAGCUGGCGCCCGCGGGCAGCGGCGUGCUGCACAUGCACCAUCAGCAUCAGUACGCGGCCGCCCAUGCAGCGCAUGCGGCGCACGCUCAUCACUACCAGCAGGCGGCCGAGUAUCAUGGCGGUCCGCCACCGCCGCCGCCUCAUCACUACGGCGGACCGCCGCCCCAGGGGCAUUACGGUCCAUUGCCGCCGCCGCCGCAGGUGGGUCCGCCGGCCGUGCCGCCGGACCGCUGUGACGUUGGCUCACCGCCGCCCUCGUAUCGGGCGAGUGCAUAUCCGCCGCCGCCGCCCGCCGGAGUGCCACCGACACUGGGCGGCGGCUCGAGCGCCUUCUGUGCGCCCAAUCCCCAUCAUCAUCAUCAGCAGCACCAACAGCAGCCGCCCCCGCAUCAUGAUCCCAGCGGUUAUUAUCAGCCGGCGGGUCCGCUGAUCUCGCCGCAUGUCAUUGCGCCACCGCCACCGUCAGCCACAACAGCAGCAGCCGCUCAGGCAGCGGCAGCCGCAGCGGCGGCCGCAGCAGCUGCAGCAGCAGCAGCGACAACACCAACAUCAGCAGCAGCAGCAGCAGCAGCUGCUGCUGGUGUGCCACAGCCAAUCAAGAAGCUAAGCGAGGACGAAUCGCCGACAAAUCCAACCAGUGCCGCACAGACUCAGCCGCCAGCGCAGCAGGAAUCGUCAGCGGCGGCAGCAGCAGCUGCAGCAGCAGCGGCAGCAGCAGCAGCAGCAGCUCACCAGCAACAGCAACAGCAGCAACAACAGCAGCAGCAGCAGCAACAGCAGCUUCAACAGCAGCAGCAACAGCAGCCGCAACAGCCACAGCCACAGCCGUAUCCGGGCGCCAGCGCCGUGGCGGCUGCUGCAGCGGCCGCUGCCGGUCAUCCGGGCGUGCCAUAUCCGCGCUCUAUGCACGCGGCCCAGAUGCACUACUCGACGGCAUAUCCGCCCAACUAUUAUUCACCGUAUCCGGGCGAGGUCAUGUGCUAUUCGCCGCCCGCCUAUCAGCCGUACUUCUCCAGCAAGGUCUAUCAGAGCGGCCCGCCGCCGCCCACACAUCCGGCUGCGCAUCCACCGCCACCGCCGCCGGGCGCGUAUCGCCGCUAUCCGUAUUAUCAGCACGCUGGGCCGCCGCAUCCGCCGCCGCCGGAGCUUUACGAACAGCAACCGCCGCCACCGCCGCCGCAAGGUGUGCCCCAGCCGCCGCCGCAGCAGCAGCAGCAACAGCAGCAGCAGCCGGUCUCAAUCGCCGCAGCGGCAGCAGCUGCCGCCGCCGCCGCAGCUGCAGCAGCAGCAGCCGGUGCCACGCCCGCCCCGGCCGGCACCCAGCUGGUGCCCGCCCACCAGCACCAACAGCACCUGGAACAUUACCCGGGACCGCCCGGCUACUACGCCGGAUACAGUCCAGGAGGCGGCAGCGCCGCCGGCCAGUGCUACACGCGCGGUCUGCAGGGUCCGUAUAUGGAGUAUCCGCCGCAGUGUCCGUGUCCAAUGCAACAAUCGUGUCCAAAAAACGUCCAUACUGGGCCUCAUAUUGGUAGCAACAGCAACAGCAGCAGCAGCAACAGCAACAGCAGCAGCAGCAGCAACAGCAUCAGCCACAACAGCAAUUGUUCCACGCAGAAGACGAGCAGCAGCAGCAACAAUUUGCUGCUGAAUGCUACGAGCCACAGCAGCAACAGCAGCAACAGCAGCAGCAGCAGCAAGAGCAAGAGCAAUAUGCCUGUGCAUGGCAGCAUGCCGAGCAGCGAUGGCAGCAACAGCAACAACAGCUUGACUUCCAACAGCAGCAGCAGCAGCAGCAAUAUUUUAGCAGCAACAGCGAUAACAACGACAGCAAUAGCAACAUUAGCAACAUCAGCAACAGCAACAGCAACAGAAACAGCGCUGACUACCAGUAGAGGCCCAGUUAAAAAUGGCAACAACGAUAAGACAAGGACAACUAGCAGAGAUACGACAACAAUGACAACGACAAUGCCGACGGCAACGGCAACGGCGGCAACGAACACAACAGCAACAGUUGCCUCCGUUGCAACAUCGGCCACAACGACCACCAACAACAUGGGCACCCAAUGCCAGAUGCUGGUCAAAACGGAGCUCAAGAGCGACGCCGAGUGCCAAGUGACCAAAAUGCAAUACGAGGCGCAUGUGAUGCCGCCGCCAACUCCGCCGGAGAGCUACUGUGCCAGCGACGACAAGUUGCUGGAGGAGCAGGAGCAGGAACAGGAGCACGAGCACGAGCACGAGCACGAGCAUGAGCUGGGACUAGAGCAGCGACAGCACCAGCACCAUCAGCAGCAACAAUUGCAACACCUGCAACAGCAACAGUUGCAGCAGCAACAUGCCAAGGAUAUUGAAUCCUAUGAUUUAACGGGCAGCACGCCGCCGCCUCCAGUUGUGAUGCCGCGUAAGGCGCGCAUUGGCAAGAGCAUGGCCAGGGAGAUGGUCUAUGCGGCGCAACAGCAGCAACAGCUGCAACAGCAACAGCAGCAACAGCUGCAACAGCUGCAACAGCAACACCUGCUGCAACAGCAACUGAAACAUAAAGAACAGCAACAACUUCUCAGCAAACAGGCUGAGACCGAACCACAAUUGCCUUUUGUACUUAAAGCAGAAAUCAAAGCGGAAACCAAAAUCAAAAUCGAGCACGAUGAGCUAGCGGCAGCAGCAGCAGUUGCCGCUGCCUCAGCGGCUUUAACGGCGGCCACAUGCAACACACAUAUCAGCAAAAUGCCCGAUCUGAAGCCCACAAUUAAGACGGAGCCGGAGCUCGAUUUGGACAUGCAAAAGCCACAGCAGCUGGAGCAGAACAUGGAGCAGGAGCAGGAGCAGGAGCAACAGCAGCAACAAUUGCCGCCUAGCAGCAGCAGCAGCAGCAGCAACAGUGGCAGCAGCAGUGUUGCCAAGCAGCGCAUCAAUUUGCUUGCCUCGGCCACGCAGGGCAAGAAGUCAAAGCCGCACAGCUACAAGAGUCUGAUCAAGCAGGCGGAGCCAAAGAAAUAUCUGUGUCCGGGCCGUAAGCUCGUGCGGCGCUACGGCCGAGCGCCGGCCAAGUAUGUGAAGCGCCGGCAAAUGUUGCUGACGCAGCGACAGCAACGUUUGCGUCGCGAGCAACAGCAGCAGCGCAAGCAGCAGCAGCAGCAGCAACAACAACAACAACAACAGCAGCAACAAGAGCAGCAGCAGCAGCAGCACCCGCAAACAGCAGCAGCAACAGCAACUGACGCGGCAACAGCAGCAACAGCAGCAACAGCAACGGCAGCUGCAGCAGCAACAUUGGCUCUGGCCAACAGUUGCUCGCCCAGCGCCUCGCCGAAGCGCGCGCGUCCGCGCAAGCAAGCGAUUGCUGCGCUGCAUCUGCUGGACAGUUUGGAUACGACGCUGACGCGUGGCUAUUUCAGCGAUCCGGAGCUGAAUAGCAGCAGCAGCAGCAACAGUCGCAGCACGGUCAACGUUGGGCUCUAUGCGCCGGCCAUACCGUCGCCGCUGCUGGCGCCGCAGCUGCAGUCGCAGUCGCAGUUGCAGUCGCAGUUGCCGUCGCAGUUGCAGUCGCAGUCGCAGCCGCAGUCGACGUUGGCGAGCGAGAAGCGCUCCAAGUCGGAGACUAAGAAGCCGCUAACCCAAGCGAAUUGUGCGGCCAGCGCUGUGUUGGCGUCGCUGGCGACGGCGACAGCAGCGACGCUGCCAGCGCAGUCAACUACCUCAGCUGGCGUUGAGCCGCCGGCCAAGAAGGCGCGCAAGCAGCCGGCCAAGGCCAAGGCCAGGCCGGCAACGGCCAAGAGUCGAAAGGCAGCAGCAACAGCAGCAGCAGCAGCAGCAGCAGCAACAACAACAGCAGCAACUACAGCAUCUGCCGCAACACGCCACGCCCCAACGGCAACGCACACGAAACGCGCCCGUUCGCGUUGCAAAUUCGGCAACCGCAAGAAGCAGCGACAGCGGCCCAGCGGCGUCAGCCACGAGCUGGACGAGACUCAGCCGCCGGCAACGCGGGCCAAUGUGGUGCCCAAGUGGAACAACGGCUGGAUGUGGGCGGGCAAGGCGUUUCAGGGUGCAGUGUUUCUCAAUAGCGAUGAUCCGUUGGUGCUGCGCACCUGCUAUCCGGCCAUGCGGCAUGUGGAGGGGGACAUCAUACGCACGCGCGACUGUGUCCUGCUGAAGGCCAACGAGGACAACGAGCUGCCCUAUGUGGCCAAGGUGGCGCAUCUAUGGCAGAAUCCCGAGGAUGGUGAAAUGAUGAUGUCGCUGCUGUGGUAUUAUCGGCCAGAGCACACGGAUCAGGGCCGGCAGCGCAACGACUGCCCGGACGAGGUGUACGCAUCGCGGCAUCGGGAUCACAAUUCGGUGGCCUGCAUCGAGGACAAGUGCUACGUGCUGACCUUUAGCGAGUACUGCAGAUAUCGACGACGUCUGCGCGCCGCCGAGGAGGAUGUGGAGGAUGUGAGCAUUGUGCCGCGACGCACCAAUACGAGCAAUUGCUUUCCGGUGCGCACCGUGCCGGACCAAACCAAUCCGGAGCUGGUGAUGUUCUGCCGGCGCGCCUACGAGUUUCGCACGCGCCGCCUACUCAAGCUGCCGCAGAAGAAUGCGCUGGUCUGCAGCUAGCGCCGGGCCUUGUAGGGCUAUGCCCUCAUGGAGCAUCCAAUUAGAGUUGGGAAUAUGGACGAGCGAGACGAAUGCGGCAUAUGUGGACAGGGAACGGGCCCAUCUAUGUCGCCAACAACAGUCUGGAUGAAGGCCUCCCAUAGGCCAAGACAACACACACACACACGAACACACACAUACAGACGACCAAAAUGGGGAGAGCAAAAUGAAUGAAUGGAAUUGGUUGGAGCACACGCAGUUGAAUUUCAAGCAAAUCUUUUGUAUUACAUAACUCCUUAUUUAUUACAACAAAAACAACAACACAGACACACAGACACACACACACACAGACACCACUUGUUAUUAAGUUAAAUGUAUUUAUUAUGAUUAAGUUUAGUCAGCAAUCUUGUUUCAGCUCCUUAUUAUUCUAAAUGUGUAUAUGCUCUUAUGAUUUGUUAACUCAUCUACUUAUGCUUAUUUCCAAGACUCUAUUCUAUUCAAAAAAAAAAAAAAAGGGAAAAUGAAACAUAAUUAACUAAUGCUCAGGCAAACACUUUGCGCACACACUCUGGCGACUUCAGCAACAAACGAAGGGAACAGAUUUUGAGAAGAGUUGAUAGAAGAGAAUAGAAAAAAACACGAA